Messenger RNA from Tribolium madens (black flour beetle), 1414 nucleotides. RefSeq lists its product as uncharacterized. The transcript is spliced from 4 exons. NCBI's taxonomy places the organism in Eukaryota, Metazoa, Arthropoda, Insecta, Coleoptera, Tenebrionidae. Bases 234 to 1166 code for a protein of 310 amino acids. The record is from RefSeq and is a predicted model, not a curated record. Gene Ontology annotation, molecular function: DNA-binding transcription factor activity, RNA polymerase II-specific; RNA polymerase II cis-regulatory region sequence-specific DNA binding. Gene Ontology annotation, biological process: regulation of transcription by RNA polymerase II. Gene Ontology annotation, cellular component: nucleus.
CAACCGCAAUCCACUAUCUAGUUCCACAACCUAUUCCAUACUCGCUUGUCGUACCGGAUCGACGAACCGGAGCUUUGCGUUACACUCAGUCAGAUUUACAGUUCGUGGUCAGGUGGAAUACCUGAGUGGAGUGCAUUUCCGAAAGAGAAAAAAUGAGCAUUUUUGUGGCGGGACUCGCUCCAGUGUGAUUCAGUGCAAUCCCGGAUUUUUACCGGAUUAUUUUACAGAAGAAGAUGCAACAGAGUGAUUACAGCAUGUAUUCGACCUCGUCUUAUCCUAUCGACAAAAGACUGUCCGCUUUGUCCCUAUCGACCAAACAGGAAACUCCCGAAUAUGCCAUAAACCGUUUCUCCCAGAAGUACGAUUCCUACCAGGAGUUCCUCUACAGAAAUAACCAACAGAGGCGUCGACUCUCAUCCACAGGGGAAGGAAGUGGCGACUCGAGUACAACUACCUCCGGAAGUAGUUACGGGGAACGUGAGGACGGUAGUGAAGGGAGGGCCGAAAGUGAUGAAACUGAAGAACGGGAGGAAAGGAAACCAUUAGAAGGUCAGAUUACGAACUACGAGAAACAGCAAGUGGAAACCUUCUUCAAAGGGUUGAAAACGCAGGUAUACGUUUGUGGCUCUUUGGCGAACUUAUACUUCAAAACAACCUCCGACAAAGACUGGCAACUCGUCUACACCGGCAUUCCCGUUGUAGUCCUCGAUAUCGGGGAAUCCCGUGCUCGCGACAAGCGCCGUAUUCAGAUCGCCCUCGCAGAAAGGGGCACUUGUUUCAUGCUCUGGAACGACACCAUCGACAACUUGUCCUCAUAUCGAGUCGCAGGGAAUGCUUUUCACACCAUGUGCUGCUCCUCGGACCACACCAAACACAUCGGUUUCAGCUUCGACACGGCCCAAGCUGCCGAUGAGAUGUGGUCGCAUAUCGAGCGGUUAGUUUCAGAUCCUGAAAAUAUAUCGCUUUCUACGCCAGGUAAAAAGAAGAAGAAGAAAGAGCGGAAAGUGCCAAAGCCUGCACCUCUUCCUCCCAAAAGCCAUAUCUCGCAGCCUUGCUGCUUUCAACAUAUCACGUCAGUGGAUAGGGAUGACACGAAUAGGUAUUACUCGCUGAAGGAGUUCGUGCCCAGUGGACACGCCUCGAGGAUACACACGCUCGAUGACUGAUUCUGUCUGGAUAAGAUUCUAUGUAACCAGAGUUGUUUGUGUGUAGUUUAGGAUUGUUAUCAAAGCUAAUUUGGUAACUAUAUUGUCAAAUUAAUGUAGAAACUUGAAAUAGAGGAUGUAUUUUUUAAAUUAAUCUGUGAUACCGUUCAUAACUUUUAUUUUAUAUUACAUACUUAGGUGUUUUCCUUUAUGAGUAAAGGAUUUACUGUAAGUGUAGUUAAGCUGAUAAUAAAUAUGUUUCAUUUCGA